This is a messenger RNA of Crotalus tigris (Tiger rattlesnake), 1729 nucleotides long. Its product is annotated as neuritin-like. Lineage: Eukaryota; Metazoa; Chordata; Lepidosauria; Squamata; Viperidae. The transcript is spliced from 3 exons. The record is from RefSeq and is a predicted model, not a curated record. Bases 761 to 1195 code for a protein of 144 amino acids. Gene Ontology annotation, cellular component: plasma membrane. Gene Ontology annotation, biological process: nervous system development; neuron projection extension.
CUCGUGAUCAUGCGAUCGAUAGGCAAAGUCAGUGGGAGAGUCAGAUUCACUUAACGAUCAUGAUACUAACUUAAACGACUGCAGUGAUUCAACUUAACAACGUUGGCAAAAGAUGGUUGAAAAAUGGGGCAAAAUUCACUUAACAAACGUUUCACUUAGCAAGAGAAAUGUUGGGCUCGCUUGUGGUCCUAAGUGGAAGACUGCCUGCAAUUCCCAUCACCCCUGAGGAUCGGCUGGAUCUAAUGGAUGUCGCAGUAGUUGAUGUGACUACUCCAGAUCCCAAUCCUUUUUUUGGAACCUGCGCCGGGACUUGGGGCUAAGAUCACAUGGCUGGAGCUGAUCGGAAUGGAUUCGGUUCCAUUUGCUCGGAAGGGGGCUUGUGCUGCCCUGUCCCUCUUCUUGCCUCCCUGCCUCCCUCGUCCAGCGACCUCCUCCUCCUCCUCCUCCGUGCCUCUCUCGCCUGGCCGUUCCGCAAAGCACCUGGGCAAGGUCUGCCCUGCCCUCAGCGCCAGAGAGCCCGGCCCUCCGGAGCGAGAGCAGAAGCAGAGCAAGCGCGCACCGAGGGGGGAAUCGCGGUAUCUUUCCCCGCGGGGUGGAAGCGCCGGCGGAGCUUGGCCAGGGUCAAUUCCCGCCUUGUCUUUCUCGUCGGGAGGUCGAGAAGCCCCUCGUCUCCUCCCCGGGGAAGAGGAAUGGGCGGGCUGCCGGUGGCGGCGACCCACUUUACUCGGAGCCCCUAAACAAGGCAGCCACAGCGGCGAUAAUGGCACUCCGACCGGGCACGGCGCUGCUACUCAUCACGCUGGGAUACUUGCUCAAGUUACUGACAGCAGAAACUCAGUGUGAAAAUAUUUAUCAAGAUUUCUCUGGAUGUAUCUUAAAAUUAGGAGAAAACAUGGCUAAAUAUGAAGAAGAAGCUGAAGAAGAUGAAGUGAACCAGAGUCUGCUGCAAGGAUUGCAGGUUGUUUGUGGAUAUUGGAAUGAAUUUCAUAAUUGUGCGAUGGCUACACUUCGGGUGUGCCAGAAGGAGAUGGUGACUGUCUGGCAAAAGUUGAAAAAGGAAUCUAGAAAACUCAAAUUUGAAGGCAAUCUUUUUGACCUCUGCAUCUCCAGUAAUUACCAGAACUUACACUCAUUCCAGAUCCCAACCCUUUGUUUAGUAGGCAUCGCUCUGAUGCUCAUUUGGCUCAAUUUAUGAAGGCAACAGCUCUGUGAUUUUGUACAAAUGAACAUAUGCUUCUUUCCCUUAAUAUUUAGAAAAUAUUUUGGUUUUUUUUCUUUUUUAGUGAAUUUUUGAUUGUGAUAACAGAAUUUCCUAAUAUUUAAUUUUUCCAGUGAAAUCAAUUGUAAAUGUGGCAAGUGUUCCAACUGAAUUUUGACUAUCAAAAGUUGUGCAUGCCUUAAGGAUCUCAAAAUUAAAUUACUAAAAUACAGCUUGCAUAUGAAACUGUGGCACGAAUGGAAUGGUGUCACUAGAUUUUGUAUCUUGGACUGCUAAUCAAGAUUUGCUUUGGUAAGCCUUUCAUUCCAACUGUUGUUCUGAUUUCUAUAUCUAAAGAACUUUUUAGCAACUUUCUUUUUGUAUAUAGGCUUAACUACAGUAAUUAAUAAAAACCAGUACAGAAACACAAGUUAAGAUAGGCAAGAAAAUGAUAAAUGAACACCUGUCCAGCCUAGAUGAGUUCAAAUCACCAGGACCAGAUGGAUUACACUGCAAGGUUCUCAAGGAACU